AUGCGCCUGUCCUUCCAUCUCACCUUGACGCUGCUUCUCCGCCUUGGCCUCGUCCUCGGCUCCGCGCAAGCUCCGUUUCUCCGCCAUGGACGCUCAGACGGCCGUAAUGUCUCAGUAGCCCUGUUUACUGAACUGGAAGAACUCGCCCGUAUCGUCGACAUCUCCUAUUGCGUUGGCUCUACUAGUUUUGGAAUCAACAAACCAUUUCGCUGCCUGUCACGAUGCGCCGACUUUCCGCAGUUUGAGCUGGUCGAGACUUGGAACACGGGACCGCUGCUAUCCGACUCUUGCGGCUACAUUGCUUUGGAUCAUAGCAAGGCCCGGAUCAUUGUAGCCUUCAGAGGAACUUACAGCAUCGCCAACACUAUCGUGGACUUGAGCACGGUUCCACAGAAGUAUGUCCCGUAUCCCGGCGAAGGCGACAAAGAAGGCGGCAACGGCGUCUCAAAGAAGAUCAUAGACGCCGUGAAAGGAGUCUCGCCGCGUGAUGUUGCGCCCGCCAGCGAGCCGAAAUGCCUCAAUUGCACUGUGCACUGGGGCUUCCAUCGCUCUUGGAUGAACACCCGCGACAAAAUCCUCGAGAGUGUGCAAGAGCAAGUCCUGCACCACCCGGACUACGAGCUUACUCUCAUAGGCCACAGUCUUGGAGGCGCAGUUGCUGCACUGGCAGGCCUGGACUUCAAAGCCAGAGGCUGGCAUCCGAGAAUCACCACGUUUGGGGAGCCUCGGAUUGGCAACCUGGCAUUUGUGAAGUAUCUUGACCAGCGAUUCGACCUGGCGAAGAAAGCUCCGGAGAACGACACACUUUCAGAGUAUCGAAGAGUCACGCACAUCGACGAUCCAGUUCCCCAGUUACCGCUCACAGAAUGGGGCUACGCUAUGCACGCAGGCGAGAUCUUCAUCUCCAAGCCUAGCUUUUCGCCGGAUCUUAAAGAUAUAGAGCAUUGCACGGGCGACUUCGACCCCAAAUGCAUUGCUGGCCAGGACACCACCGUACCUUCUGAUCCAGAGUCGUCAAAGCAGAAGCGAGAUCUGCUCGAGUCUGUUAAAGGCGAGAUCCACGAUGUUGUGCAUGAGCCAUGGGGUAUCCCAUCGAGGUACAAACUGUGGGAAUUGCUCUUUGCCCAUCGAGACUACUUCUGGAGACUUGGUCUUUGUGUGCCCGGUGGCGACCCUCUGGGAGGCGGGUCGAAUUACGAUCAGAUGAGAGAAGACUUGUAA
Molecule: messenger RNA, 1221 nt
Organism: Zasmidium cellare ATCC 36951
Lineage: Eukaryota; Fungi; Ascomycota; Dothideomycetes; Mycosphaerellales; Mycosphaerellaceae
Exons: 1
Coding region: 1-1221 (406 amino acids)
Biological process (GO): lipid metabolic process
Source: RefSeq, a predicted model, not a curated record